AUGAUUCUAUCAUUAGAGAUAGAUUCAGUAGGUAUAGUUUUGUUUUCUAAUCCAAAUGAUAUUAAAGAAAACGAUUUGGUUAAUAGAACUAAACAAGUUAUAGCAGUACCUUAUGGUGAUCAAAUGCUUGGUAGAGUAAUUGAUGCGAUGGGAAAUCCCUUAGAUAAUUUAAAAGAAUUAGAUAAAUCUAAAUUAUCAAACAUUUUUAAAAAUGCUUUUGAUAUUAUGGCUAGAGAAGCGGUUAACGAACCAUUAGAAACAGGAAUUUUAGCAAUCGAUUCUAUGGUACCAAUCGGCAAAGGCCAAAGAGAGUUAAUUAUUGGUGACCGUCAAACUGGCAAAACUACUAUCGCAAUAGAUACGAUCAUUAAUCAAAAAAAUAAAAAUGUUAUUUGUAUUUAUGUUGCUAUAGGUCAAAAAAAUUCUAGUUUAAAUCAAAUUAUUCAAAAACUAAAAAAGCAUGGCGCUUUUGAUUACACUUUAAUAAUUAAUACUGCCGCUUCUGACUUACCAGCUAUGCAAUAUAUUGCACCUUAUACAGGAAUUACUAUAGCAGAAGAAUGAAUGAAACAAGGAAAAGAUGUUUUGAUUAUCUAUGACGAUUUAUCAAAACACGCUAUUGCAUAUCGAACAUUAUCGCUACUACUAAGAAGACCACCAGGAAGAGAAGCCUAUCCAGGCGAUAUUUUUUAUAUUCACUCCCAAUUACUAGAAAGAUCUGCCAAACUUAAUAAAUCAUUAGGGGGCGGUUCUAUUACUGCUUUUCCAAUUAUUGAAACUUUUGCAAAUGAUAUUUCUGCUUAUAUCCCUACCAAUGUUAUUUCUAUAACCGAUGGGCAAAUAUUUAUGAUUUCUUCCCUAUUUAAUGCAGGUCAAAGACCCGCAAUAGAUAUUGGUUUUUCAGUUUCUAGAGUUGGUUCUAGUGCUCAAACUCAAGCCAUUAAAUAUGCAACUAGUUCACUAAAAUUAGAAUUAGCUCAAUAUUUUGAAAUCUUAGAUUUUGCUCAAUUCGGGUCUGAUUUAGAUCCAAAUACUUUAAGAAUAUUAAAUCAUGGUAAUAAAGUGAUGAAUAUUAUGAAACAAAAACAAUAUGCUCCAAUUAAUCAAGAAGAACAAGUAUUUUUACUUCUAUCAAUUAAAAAUAAAUUGAUAAAUGAUCUCGAUGAAAAAGAUAUAUUUGUUUUUAAAGAAAAAUUAAUUUUUGCUAUUAAUAAUGAUAAAGAAUAUAAACAAGUAGCUAAUAUUCUUAAAAAAGAAAAAGCCCUUACUAACGAUUUGGAACUUAGAAUUAAUAAUCUAAUUAGUAACUUGAUUGACUAUAAUUUUAAGGUUGGAAAAAACUAA
Molecule: messenger RNA, 1344 nt
Organism: Stegodyphus dumicola
Lineage: Eukaryota; Metazoa; Arthropoda; Arachnida; Araneae; Eresidae
Product: ATP synthase subunit alpha-like
Source: RefSeq, a predicted model, not a curated record